Molecule: messenger RNA, 1182 nt
Organism: Microthlaspi erraticum
Lineage: Eukaryota; Viridiplantae; Streptophyta; Magnoliopsida; Brassicales; Brassicaceae
Source: the annotation of a GenBank genome assembly
AUGUAUAUCCUCGACGCCGGAGCUCGAUUCUCCGCCGUUAGAUUCUCACCGGUACUCAGUAAUCCUUCCCUUACACAUCUCCGCAGACGACACUUCAUCGUAAGGGCUAAUCUUCCGUUUCCGAAGCAUCAAGCUAAAUACCAGAAAGAGCUCGAAGCCGCCAUUGAUGCAGUUGAUAGAGCUUGUCGUCUCUGUGUCGAUGUCAAGAGAUCGCUUUUCUCUUCGAAAGAGAAGAUUCUCGAGAAGAAUGACCAAACUCCAGUUACAAUUGCAGAUUUCGGAGUCCAAGCUUUAGUCAGCUUAGAGCUUUCGAGACUGUUUCCUUCAAUACCUUUGGUGGCUGAAGAAGACUCUCUCUUCUUGCGUGCAAAUAACCUCGUGAGCUCUGUGGUCAGUGAAGUUAACGCAAAAGCAAGCAUUGGAGACGAUCAAUUAUCUGAUGCUGAUGUAUUGGAAGCAAUUGACAGAGGUGGAAAAGAUGCUUAUACGUUUUGCAACAAACCAGCUACUUAUUGGAUUUUGGAUCCAAUAGAUGGGACAAGGGGCUUCCUUAAAGGAGAUGAGGCUUUAUAUGUGGUAGGAUUGGCACUUGUUGUAGAUAAUGAGAUUGUGCUAGGGGUCAUGGGCUGUCCAAACUGGCCUGGAGACUCUCCAGAUGGAUCUACCGGGACCUUAAUGCUCUCGCAUAUCGGCUGUGGAACAUGGACCAAGAGGUUACAAGUAUCCGGUGAUUGGACAAGGUGUUUAGUUGAUGCAUGUGGUUUAGUGAACAAGGCUCGGUUUUGUAUUCCAGAGAGCCAAACCUGGGAAUCACUUCCUCUCUCUGAUUUGUUCGGCGCAAGAGUAGAUUCAGAUGACUUGCAGCAUAAAGAGAUUCUACUUUUGCCCACAUGUUGUGGAAGUUUGUGCAAGUAUUUGAUGGUAGCUUCUGGUAGAGCAUCGAUUUUCCUUCAACGAAUAAAAACUCAGCGAACAAUAAAGUCGUGGGAUCAUGCUGUUGGGAUCAUAUGUGUUCAUGAAGCUGGAGGAAAGGUAACAGAUUGGGAAGGAGAUGAAAUCAGUUUAGAGGAAGAUCAAUCAGAAAGGAGGCUCAUUUUUCCGGCGGGUGGCAUUGUAGUUAGCAACGGAAGUUUACAUCAUCAGAUUCUUGAGAUGAUCUCUUCUGCUUCACCAACUCUUUGA